AUGCCCUCCUUCGACGAAGCUCCCCUGCCCAAAGGCCGCCUGCUCCUCGUCUCCAACCGUCUCCCCAUCACCAUCAAGCGAUCUGAUGAAGGCCACUAUGACUUCUCCAUGUCAUCCGGAGGUCUCGUCGCUGGCCUGUCAGGACUCUCAAAAUCGACCAAGUUCCAGUGGUACGGCUGGCCUGGUGUUCAACUCCCCGAAGACGAAAUUCCACACGUGAAGCAGCGCCUCAACGACGAGUUCAGCGCCACACCCAUCUUCAUGAGCGAUGACCUCAGCGACCGCCACUACAACGGCUUCUCCAACAGCAUACUCUGGCCGCUCUUCCACUACCACCCUGGUGAGAUCACAUUCGACGAGUCGGCCUGGGACGGCUACGUCGAAGCCAACCGCCUCUUCGCCAAGGAAAUCGCCAAAGAUGUUCAAGACAAUGACCUCGUAUGGGUCCACGACUACCAUCUCAUGCUUCUUCCCGCCAUGCUCCGUGAGGAGAUCAACAAAGGUCCCAACAAGCGUAAGAAUGUAAAGCUCGGCUUCUUCCUCCACACUCCAUUCCCAUCCUCCGAAAUCUACCGCAUCCUCCCCGUCCGCAAUGAGAUCCUCCAAGGUGUCCUGCACUGCGAUCUCAUCGGCUUCCACACGUACGACUACGCCCGCCACUUCCUCUCUUCCUGCGCCCGUAUCCUCGGCCUCGCCACCACGCCCAACGGCGUCGAAUUCCAAAACAAACUCAUCUCCGUCGGCGCCUUCCCCAUCGGCAUCGACCCGGAGAAAUUCGUUUCCGGCCUUCAACAAGAAAGCGUCGUCCGCCGAGUCGAAGCCCUCAAAAAGAAAUUCGAAGGUGUCAAAAUCAUCGUCGGCGUCGACCGCCUCGACUACAUCAAAGGCGUGCCACAAAAACUCCACGCUCUUGAGGUCUUCCUCACCGAACACCCCGAGUGGAUCGGCAAAGUUGUGCUCGUGCAAGUCGCCGUUCCCUCCCGCCAAGAUGUUGAAGAAUACCAAAACCUCCGCGCGGUCGUCAACGAACUCGUCGGCCGCAUCAACGGCAAAUUCGGCACCAUCGAAUUCAUGCCCAUCCACUUCAUGCACAAGUCCGUCUCGUUCGACGAACUGGCAGCUCUCUACUCCAUCUCCGACGUCUGCCUCGUCAGCUCCACCCGCGACGGCAUGAACCUCGUGUCGUACGAGUACAUCGCCUGCCAACGCGAGCGACACGGCGUUCUCAUCUUGUCGGAAUUCACCGGCGCCGCGCAGUCCCUCAACGGUGCAUUGGUCGUCAACCCCUGGAAUACAGAAGAAUUGGCCGACGCGAUCCACGACGCGGUCACGAUGGGCGACGAGCAGCGCGCGAUCAAUUAUGAGAAAUUGGCGAAAUAUGUGGGCAAGUACACGAGUGCGUGGUGGGGCGAGAGCUUCGUCAGCGAAUUGACGCGCAUCAGCGAGGCGGCGGAGAAAAAGGCGAGAGCUAAGGAGACGGAGGAGGCGACCGAGGAUGGAGAUGUCAUGGUUGAGGGAAAUGGGGGGAUGAUUUUGAGAGACGAGAUUUACUAA
Messenger RNA from Zymoseptoria tritici IPO323, 1554 nucleotides. RefSeq lists its product as uncharacterized. Gene Ontology annotation, molecular function: alpha,alpha-trehalose-phosphate synthase (UDP-forming) activity. Gene Ontology annotation, biological process: trehalose biosynthetic process; cellular response to heat. The record is from RefSeq and is a predicted model, not a curated record. Gene Ontology annotation, cellular component: alpha,alpha-trehalose-phosphate synthase complex (UDP-forming); cytosol. The coding region runs from base 1 to 1554 and encodes 517 amino acids. Lineage: Eukaryota; Fungi; Ascomycota; Dothideomycetes; Mycosphaerellales; Mycosphaerellaceae. The transcript has 2 exons.